AUGGAAAUUUUCAACCUGCCCGAGAACCUCGGGCAGAUGCAAGGGCUGCGCGUUGUAACCAUAAACAAUGCGCCGAAGCUAUCAACGCUGCCCGCCUCCCUCACCAUCCUCACCUCUCUGGAGCACCUCAUGGUCUCCGACUGUGAGAGCUUUUCCUCUCUACCAGAAGACGGAUUCGGCAAUCUCGCCUCUCUCAUCACUCUCACGCUAAAAAACCUGCCUCGGCUGCUCAAGCUGCCCAUGGCCGUCUCUCGCCUGGCUUCGCUGCAUGUGCUGAACGUGCAGAAGUGCGACAGGUUGAGCGAGCUACCCGAGGGGUUGGAGAGCGCGAGGAGCUUGCGGGAGGUGCAUUUGGAGAGGUGCAGCAAUUUGAAGGACUUGCCCGAGGCACUGCUGGCGCGCGCAGGGAGGAUUCAGGUUUAG
Closterium sp. Yama58-4 is the source of this 423-nucleotide messenger RNA. NCBI's taxonomy places the organism in Eukaryota, Viridiplantae, Streptophyta, Zygnematophyceae, Desmidiales, Closteriaceae. The record is from the annotation of a GenBank genome assembly.